AUGGUGGAGUGGAAAGAUGAGAUUAUGGAGCUCUUAAGGCUGAACCAACCACCUCCACCAUCCAUGGAACAACCCUCAGUCCAUGGGCAGCCCCCACCCCCUCAACAGAGCCCAGGAGAAUGUAGUGUGGAUCCAGGUAGGAGACCUGGUAAGGAGCCUGCUAGGGAAGGCCAAGUGGAAGUAGAAGAAGUCUCUGAUGAGGAUGAGGGAUUACCAGAGCAUCACUUUGGAUUCCAUGGGAUCCCUGAACCAGUCAGACCAGGAUUGGCUAGAAGGGUGCAUUUUGGAGCAAGGGCAGGCCACCACAACCCAGGGGGUGAACAAGGAAUGAGGUACAAACACGAAUUUCCUGUUUUUGAUUAUGAAAAUCCCAGGUUGUGGGUGAUAAGGUGUGAGAGGUUCUUCAUGUUAGCUAGAAUUCCUAGAGAGGAAAUCUUGCAUAUCCUGUGUGUGAACCUGACUGGGAAGGUGGCAUUGUGGUAUGAAGGAUACCUCAAUGGCCUGAGAGAAGGGUUUCAGUGGCCUUUGUUUGCUAGGGCAGUAUGUAAAAGGUUCUGCCAGAGUGAUGUAGAUGUGAUGGAAGAAUUCUCAACUUUUAAGCAAUGGGGGAAUGUGGUUGAAUUUUCAGAUAAAUUUGAAGAAUAUAAGGGGUUGUUGCUGCAAGUUUAUCCAUUCCUAACUGAUCAAUACUUUCUAGACAGCUUUGUUGUGAGAUUGAAACAGCAACUUAGGUGUUUUGUGAGAACAUCUAAACCAGAAAACUUGGAAGAUGCUAUUUGGGUAGCCAGACAGUUUGAAAAGCGUCUUAAGGUGAGUGAGCCUCAGAAAAAUACAUCCCACUCCAACCUCAAAACCACCUCUACUUUCCAGAAAAAUCAAUCCUAUCCUAAACCUUAUAGCCAAAAAAACCCUGAGCCUAAUAGAUCCCAAUUCCACCAGAGUUCCCUUAAAACCACAGCAUCCAAUACCCCACAGACUUACACCAAAUCAACUGAAGUCAGUAGGUUUAAGAGUCAGCUCAGGGAGCAAAACAAGUGCUUCAAGUGUUUUGAACCCUGGAACCCUGGCCACAAAUGUAAGGGUCCAACCUUCAAUAUAAUUGAAGAAUUUGAGUCUCCAGAGCUUGAAGAGGAGAACAAAGAGGACCAACCUGAAGAAGAGGAGGCAGUGGGGGACUCAGGACAAGAUGAGGCUGAAGUGACCCUAUGUGCAGUGAUUGGAGGGGAAGGAAUGAACACCAUCAAAUUGAUGGGAACCAUCAAUAGGCAAACAGUUGUAAUCUUAGUGGAUUGUGGAAGUACACACAGUUUCUUGGAUCCAAGGAUAUUGAACCAGCUAAAAAUCACUCCUGCAAAAGCUAGUCCCCUUACAGUGACAAUAGCCAAUGGUGAUAAACUUGUAUGUGAUUCAGUGUGUUGUGGGAUUAGGUGGACAGUGAAUGGGGAGGAGUUUGAGAAGGAUUUUAGAUUGCUGAGGCUUGGUGGGUGUGACAUGGUCCUAGGAAUGGACUGGAUUGACACCUAUGCACCAAUCCAAUUGCAUACUAGACCUCCUAGUAUCUCAUUCCAUAAGGAGGGCAAAAAAGUGUUACUGAAAGGCAUGUCAAGAAAGGCUGCUUUGCAACAGGUUUCUAAGAAGGAGUUGAGGAGAUGGCAAAAGGAAGGAGUACAGGGGUUCCUAGUACAUGGCACUUCCUAUAGUGUCCAAGGAAAUAUCAGUGUAAGUCACCACCAAAAACCUGACCCUCACCAGCAAGAACUGACUGCAAUCCUACAGGAGUUCCAUGACCUAUUUGAUGAGCCUAAAACCCUACCCCCACAUAGACCCUUUGACCAUGAAAUUCCCUUAAUUCCAAGCACUAAACCAGUAAACAUCAAGCCCUACAGAUAUUCCUAUUUACAGAAAAACAUCAUAGAAAAAAUGGUGGAAGAAAUGCUGUCAGCAGGCAUCAUCACCCCUAGCACAUCAUCCUUUGCCUCACCUGUGCUUUUGGUGCCCAAAAAGGACAAUUCAUGGAGAUUCUGCAUUGAUUACAGAGCUUUGAAUGAAAUCACCAUCAAGAACAAGUUUCCAAUCCCUCUAGUUGAAGACUUAUUCUCAGAAUUAGCCAGUGCCAAGGUAUUUACUAAGCUGGAUUUGAGGAGUGGAUAUCAUCAAGUGAGAAUGAAGAAAGGUGAGGAACAUAAAACAGCCUUCAAGACACACCAAGGCCUGUAUGAGUUCAUAGUGAUGCCCUUUGGGCUCACCAAUGCCCCUGCAACAUUUCAGGCUCUUAUGAACUUUGUGUUUAAGUCUCUAAUCAGGAAGUCAGUCUUAGUCUUUUUUGAUGACAUAUUGGUGUACAGUUCAUCCUUUGAGGAUCAUUGGAGGGACCUGAGAGAGGUGCUGGGAAUUAUGAAGGACCAUCAACUGCUAGCAAAGAUGAGCAAAUGUACCUUUGCUACAUCAGAAGUGGAGUACUUAGGCCACAUAAUCUCAGAACAUGGGUUGAAAACUGACCCUGCUAAGCUAACUGCUGUGGCAGCCUGGCCUAAGCCAACUAGUGUCAAGGGUUUGAGAGGGUUCCUAGGCCUUACUGGGUACUACAGAAGGUUCAUCAAAGCUUAUGGGACCAUAAGUAGGCCCCUUACCAACAUGUUGAAAAAAGAUGCCUUCCAAUGGAGCAAUGAAUCAGAGGUGGCUUUUGAAGAACUGAAGAAAGCUUUGUGUACUGCCCCAGUGUUAACACUACCUGACUUCAAUAAAGAGUUUGUAGUGGAGGCUGAUGCUUGUUACAAGGGGAUGGGGGCAGUUUUGAUGCAAGGAGGGAAGCCAGUGGCAUACUUCAGUAAGGGAUUUGGAAACAAGCACUUGGGAUUAUCAAUAUAUGAGAAGGAAUAUCUAUCCAUCAUAAAUGCAGUUGACAAGUGGAGACCUUAUUUGAUUGGGGGGCAUUUUAUAAUCAGAACUGACCAUCAGAGUUUGAAGUUCCUAUUAGAGCAAAAGAUCACCACAACUAUGCAACAGAAGGGCUUAACCAAGUUACUAGGCUUGAGUUAUACUAUUCAGUACAAGAAGGGUGUGGAUAAUUGUGUGGCUGAUGCUUUGUCCAGGAGAGAUAACCAAGAACAAGCUGAACUCUUAGCUGUGUCAACAGUGAGACCUAUGUGGAUAGAAGAAAUCUUGAAAAGUUAUGAGAAGGAUGAGCUGGCUUCCAAAUUACUGCCUAUGAAUCUGAUUGCCCCUAAUCAGGAUUCAUUGUAUACAGUAAUAGAGGGCCUAAUUAAGUAUAAAGGGAGAUUGUACAUUGGAAGUAAUGGAGAAUUAAGGAGUAAACUUAUAGCUCAAAUGCACCAUUCACCUAUUGGAGGACAUUCUGGACAGUAA
Ipomoea nil (Japanese morning glory) is the source of this 3366-nucleotide messenger RNA. RefSeq lists its product as uncharacterized. The coding region runs from base 1 to 3366 and encodes 1121 amino acids. The transcript has a single exon. The record is from RefSeq and is a predicted model, not a curated record. NCBI's taxonomy places the organism in Eukaryota, Viridiplantae, Streptophyta, Magnoliopsida, Solanales, Convolvulaceae.